Caenorhabditis auriculariae is the source of this 8475-nucleotide messenger RNA. The record is from the annotation of a GenBank genome assembly. Lineage: Eukaryota; Metazoa; Nematoda; Chromadorea; Rhabditida; Rhabditidae.
AUGCCUCAUCUGAAGCAUGAUGAAAUCAUGAGAUUCGGCUCUCAGAGUAAAUCCUAUUUACAUCAAAUAGUGGCUGAUGCAAUCGUGAGCAAAGUUUACGUUUUUUGCUAGUUUACAAUGCAAAAAUCUCUUCCGGUGAGGAAAUGUUGUGAAAGACGCUAAAAUUUCACUUUUUAAGGGUCUCAGGCCUCAGUACGUAGUUUUUGAAGUCUCUGUUUUGCUUCGCAACUUUUUCAGUGAACUGGAACAUUUUCCGUUCCAUUGUUGAACAUGCUUUCCCCAUUUGAGAGAUGAGGUUUUUCCUACAUUUGUUUAUGACAUCCGGGAUUGAAUACAAUUUGAUUUUUUUCCUCUUUUUGCUGCAAAUACAUUCAGUUCCCUUUUAAAGGCUAGCUCCAACUUGCGUAACGACGUAGCUGAUCGAAUUCUGGUGAGCAGAAGAAGGUCACGACGUCGUCUAGAAGUGCUCUUUUCAAGCAGUUCGCUGCACUUCGAUUUUUGUCAUCCACCGACAGUCCUCAACUCUCGAAAUCAUUGAGAAUGGUUCAAAACUUGCAGCCAGGCGGGUUACCGAUGUUCUUAUCAAUUUCUGAUUUUCGCUGUUUCAGUAGCGGUCAAGCGGAUUCAGAAGCCGUGGCAAGUUCCGCAGAACUCGACGACGCUCCCACAAUUGAAAAUUUACAACAGUCUCUCCAGACAAAAAGAACUUUUUGUUCCGAAUGAAGGUCGUAGGGUUCGUUGAGUCAAGCAAUAUUUGAAAAGUGUGGUUAUUUUACAGGUAAAAUGGUACAUUUGCGGCCCUACAGUCUACGAUUCUUCGCAUAUGGGCCAUGCGAGGUCCUACCUUUCCUUGGACAUUCUUCGGCGCGUUUUCAUCGAUUAUUUUGGAUAUGAUGUCCAAUUCAUCAUGAAUAUCACGGACAUCGACGAUAAGAUUAUCAAGAGGUUCUUUUUUCCAAGCAAUUUAGAAAAUUUCCUGUGUUUCAGAGCUCGUCAAAGGUAUUUGCUGACUUCUUACUUGGAUGAAUCCAAAGAAGCUCCGUCGGUUGAGAAAGUCAUCACCGACGUUUUGGCCGCUUUGGAGCUGUUCAGGGUUAGUAUAAUCUUCGGAUUUCCUUAUGAAAUUGAAAAAAGAAAGAAUUUUUUUUAAUUUAAAAUGUUUCUUUCAGUUCAAGUACAACGAUGAGCUGGAUCCUGACAAGAAGAAAAUGUACGAAGUUUUUGGUGGGUGAAAAAUGUUUUUUUAAAGAAAUUUUUUUAUAUUUUUGCAGAUUCACAAGGUGCAAAAAAAUGUGCGGAUGAUUUGGAGAAAUCCAUGAUCGCCAAAGACCAAAGUGGAAUCGAAAGCGCCAAGGUUUUUGAAAGAAUUUGAUUGAAGGGAUAAAAAAAAUGAAAGUUUUUUGAUGAUAUUUCUUUUAUCCUUUCGUUUAUUAUCUCUUUUUUCAUAAUAAUUUCUUGAAAAUUUAACCUGGUUCUAGUAGGAUAUUGAUUUUUUUUUUUCAGUAUUUUUCCACUGAGUUUUGUCAUUCUAGGCUAUUUAGUACAAUGUACAUAUUUGGUAUUUUUCUGAAUUGAUUCAUAUUCUUAUUGUUUUGAUCUAAAAACGGAGGUAUCUCAAAAUGUCAAAUCAGCAUCGAUAGCCUCUUCAAAUUUCCCUUCCUCUUCGAAUUCUCAACUCGCAGGGACGUUUGUUGAAUGAGGCUCGUGAUGUUCUCUCCGAAUGGCUGGAUGCCACUCACGGCAAGGAAAUUCGAGAUCACAGUGUCUUCGACCAGCUCGCCAAGACGUUAGUUUCCGUUGAAUGCAAUCUGAAUCUAUUUCCAACUGUCAGCGUCAGAAAGAUGUUUAAUUUAGUUAUGAGAACGAGUUCUUCGCCGACAUGGCACGUCUUCACGUCCUCCCUGUUGACGUCUUGACUAGGGUCAGCGAAUAUGUUCCCGAGGUCAUCAAGUACGUCGAGAGGAUCAUCUCCAACGGCUACGCCUAUGCUUCUGCCGAUGGAUCUGUGAGUUUGGACAGCGAACAUUUUUUAUUUUAUGAUUUUUAUACAUUUCGUGCGAUGAUUCUUUGUUUCAUUGACACAUUUUGAGGUAUACUUCGACACGAAGGCGUUCGAGGCCAAUCCGAAGCACUACUACGCCAAAUUGGUACCGGAGGCCUACGGAACUGAAGUCGACGGCGAGGCGAUGCUGAAGAACAUGCGCGAAAGCGAGGGCGAGCUCAGCAUGGGAACUGAUCGGCUACAAGUGAUUACCGGCUCUUAAAAUUUUAUUCAGACCCUAUUUUCUAGGCCAAGAGAAGUCCCAACGACUUCGCGCUCUGGAAGACGUCCAAGGACGGCGAGCCGUUCUGGGACAGUCCGUGGGGAAAAGGUGAGAAGUUCGCCUUCAUUGAAGAUUUAUUUCUAUUCUUUUUGGUGAAACGAUUCCAAAAUGUCUUUCGUAGUCUUUAAAGAAUCAUCGAAGCGGAAAGUCGGUUUCAGCGCUAUUUUUUUUUUGAAUUAAUGCAUCGCUUCUACGAUUUGAAAGAGCCCCGCAUUCAAAUAACAAGAAGAUUUGAAAAACGAGAUGCUUUUUUUUCGUUUUUUUUUUUGCUGAUUUUUUGAACUUGGAAUCAUUUUUCCGAGCUUCAGGACGCCCUGGCUGGCACAUCGAGUGCUCCGUGAUGUCUUCCGCCAUCACUGGAUCCAAAUUGGAUAUCCACGCCGGUGGAUUUGAUCUCAAGUUCCCGCAUCACGACAACGAGAUCGCCCAGGUUCAUUCUCGUCUUUGAUCAAAACGGAAAAAAAAGAUUAAUUUUAAAAACUAUGAAAAUGGGAAUAACCAACAGAGAAUCAGCCUUACACGUUGAACUAAGAAAAAUGGGUAGUUUGAAGGAUUUACGGUAGAACUAUUUUCGAAUUAAUAAAUGACUUAACAAGUUAGUUUGAACCCUGAAGAGCUCCCUUGAGAUAAUACAUGGACCGACUUCAUAUCAAUCGAGUCUUGAAGUUAUAGAUAUGAAAAGCUCUUCGAGAGGUUUAUUAACCAGUAAGUUUCCCUUUGAAAAAAAUUCAAUGUAGUGGGUUUUUCAAAUACUCUUCAGCUUCUCACUCUCCAAAAAAGUUCAUCUUUUCCAGGUCGAAGCCCAUUAUGACGAUCCUCACUGGGUGAACUACUUCUUGCACUGCGGAACUCUCCGCAUCGCCGGCAUGAAGAUGUCCAAAUCGCUCAAGAAUUUCAUCACGAUCCGGUAAGAGAUUCUGGAAGAGAAGAUUCGUUUCGCAACGAUGUCGGUUACAGCCAGGCGUUGACCCAAUACACGGCGCGGCAGCUUCGUUUGUUGUUCUUGAUGCACAACUGGACUGAUGUUCUUGACUAUAGGUGGGUUUUUCGAGUGGAAACGGGAAAACCAGAGAGAAAGAACGAAUAAUCUAGAAAUUUGCUUGCAAUUUAAUCAAAAUAUCUUUUUAGAGAAAGCAUUUUUGAUCAUAUUUUUUUCGUUAAUUUCUUAAUUUCUAAUCAGAAAUUGAAAAAAAUAUCAGACUCUGUUCACAUAUAAUAUCUUCAAAAAGUUAGCCAUUAGAGAAAUAAUCCAAAUUUUAACUCUAUAAAACGAUUUUGGUCUCGAUUAUGCGAAACUCCAAGUUUGGUUGUCAAGUUAUGGGUGUGAGCUCUCGUAAGCAAAAAGGCAAAAAAUAAGCGUUUUGAUGGAAAAUUUUUGAAAUUUUUCAGUUUAAUAAAUUUUUUCGCAGUUAUGAAUGCUCUUGCUUUACAGUUUUUUUUAAAAAUCAUCAAGAGUUAGAAUUUUCUCAUUUCAUUAUUUGAAGGUAGUUUAAGUGAAAACUUUGAAAUUUUCUAUAAAUUUGAAUGGUCUAUGAGUUUUCUGUAAAGAUUUUAAAACAUAUUUUCUACCUCCGAUAUUCCUCAGUUUUAAAAAUGUGCAUUUUCGAAUAGGGCGAGUUUGUAGAAAGAUUCAAACUUCACACGAAAAUCCUUCUUUUUGAGUUUCUUUUGCUCAAUUUCAACGAUCUUAGAUCAAACUUUGUUGUUCUGCAUUUUUCUUUCAGCUUCCGUUUUCGAAGUUUUUCGCUUAUUUGUUAUUUAUGGUGAGUUUCCUGGGCCACAGGGAAACUUAACCUUUGAGUCAAAAGCUUUGAAUUUAAUCAUUUUCAUUUUUGGUAUAUGUUUUUCGAGUUCUAAUCAUUUUCGAAGAGUUUGAAAGAUUUAUGCUUGGAAAGGUUCAUUUUAUUGAAGCUCAAUUAAAAGCUUGAAAAAUAUAAUUAUCCUUUUUUUCAAAACCAUUCACGGACCGUAAAUGCUUGUGCCUACUACCUCAGACAUCCUUAAUACCGAAUGUUUGCUGAAAAAAUUUCGGUAAACUGUUGCAAAACGAAGAGGAAAACCAAACGGGAUAUCGCCUCGAACGUCAUUGACGUAGUAGGUAAAUACACGAGAUCGAGUGCACCUUUUUGUUUCCCUUCGCCCACUUAUUACAAGAUUCAGCACAAGCUCAAGUUCUAAUUUUGACAGCUUCCAGAAGUUUCCCAAAGUUAUAUUUAGCGAAAUUGAAUAAUUCAAUGAGCCGCUUAGUUAUGCACAACGGAUGCCCCACAUCUUCUGAACCCUUUGUCUUGGAACUCCACUCGAGUUUCUUUUUUCUUCUGAAACGGCCUGUGAAUGAACUGGAACCUCCAGUCAGCGCUACAAUUGACUGCGAUUUCCGCUUUUCCCUCCCAUCGCUGCCGAUUUUUUCCAUCUAUUUUUAGCACAUGUGCAUUUUUUCUUAUCACCCCGUGGUCCUCAAAUAAUCGUGCAAGAAGAAAACUCACGCAGUUUUCCAGGAACUCUGCGUAACCUUAUGUGAGAUAUGAUAGCGAUUUUUGGACGUUUUUUCAUCUCUUCAUCUUUUCAUCCCGUCGCAGCUUAUCGUUUCGUUUAAGAGUACAAGUUGUUUCACAUCCGCUAAUGAAAUUAAUUGGAUAGAAUUUACUCUUGCUCACCUUUCUGAUUAAUUUUUAUCAGUGACAUAUGAGUCACAAAUCUCUCAUGGCGUUUUCAAUUAGCUAUAGGAAAAGGUUAAGGUUUUGAGAACUAAUUAGUUUUUUUUUUUUUCGAAUCAUCCAUUAACUUUUGAGCUGUGGAAAAAUUUUUUAGAGUUGUUUAGAAAAAACAUGUGUAAAGUUGUCAGUCUGAGCAAUUUUUCCACGUGAAGAAGUCUAAGAAAAAAAAAUAUUUCACUCUGUUAGGUAGAGUUUAGAUAUACAUGUACAAGAAAGGAAAAAUUCGAAUAGGCUUAAGAUCGAAAAUCUUUCAUUCACUUACAAGCUCUGUGUUAUUGUAAAGAAAAUUUGUGCUUUGCAGAUUCAUAUUCGUUUACUGUAUUUUUUACACUGUUUUAAAUCAAUUUUCGAAAUGAAUCGAAUAAGGACAAUAAGGAUAAUGGGUACUGGUUAGUGUUCGAAUAAGAUUUUUUUUUCAAAGUCCUUUGGAAGUUCACUCCUUGACAAGUCCACGUUGAGUUGAAAAUCUGUUUUUAAUAUGAUUGCGCUUUUCAUUUCGCUCUUUCGCUUCUCGAGAGCGAUUGUUGGCCGCGAGAGUGUUUGUUGUGUGCUCAACUGUGUUACUAUUUAUAUCCGAGCCCCCAAUAACCUUCGACUUGCAUGUGUUCCGUCGGAAAUAUUUCUUUUUGAUUGAUGAAAACCACGUUUCCCGCAUCCUCCGUGCGUGAGAGUUCAAGUGCACCUCUUUUUGAAUUCUGAAUUUCGAUGCCUCCAAGGGGGUCUAUCACCUUUUCCUCCGUCUAUUUCUUCCUAUGUUUUGCCUUUUCUUGUCGUCCAGAGCUGCUGUCGCCUAGGGAUUCUGGAUAUUAAAACAAAAGUGUCUGUCUGUUUCAAAUAUCCCCUUUUUGCUCUUUCCAACUCAAAAGAGAAAGUGAUUAUUGAAAUUUUCCAUUUUUGGCUAGGAACGUCGCGAUCUUUUUUGUUUGCUCUCGAUUUUUGUCUUUGGAAGGUUUUCCUCGUCUAGGGCUUAACAUUGCCUCUUCCGUGGGUCCUGGUCGAUUUUUUGAGCAAUAUUUCAUCGGAGACUCGUGUGGUAUCUUUUCCCGAGGUUUCUCCUUAAUGGGUCACCAGUUCCUUGGCUUUUGCUCUCUUUGGUUUUCGAAGUGAAGUUCCGCCUUUCACUGACAAAUACGAAUAAUUUUAUCGUUUGCAUGAAAUUAGUUUGUUUUGUUCUCGUCUCUUAUAGGAAAUAUUUGAAUAAAUGCUCCAGGAUUUAUUGCAGUGACAUUUUUGUUUUCGUUAGCGUAGAAGCCUCGAAAUUACAUUUAUUCUUGGCCGUUUAUCGGUCCCAAUAUUCUAAAGUGCGUACGGAGGAUAUUUGGAAUCGCACUGAGGAUACUGAUUUUUUUUUUCACAAGCUUCGUCAGUAGGAAUAUAAUGUUCUCUCUAGGUUUAAAAGUUUUCUUCACGAAUAAUAUUUAUUUCUAUACGGUGGUAAAUUUAGUUGGAUAACAGGAAAAACAGAAGUUUUUUUUUCUCGUGGUAUCAUUUUCAAAAAAAGCGACGAAAUUCGAUAGUUAAAAAACUGGUUGAGGAAAAAUUCUAGAAGCUCAUAUAGACCCUGUAUAUGUAAAAAAAAAAGUUGAAGAUUCUACGUACUGCUCAAUUUUUUCAGUUUUGAGAGCUCCAGACCCAAUAAGUCAUAUAAUUAGAAGUUUCAUUAGCCUUCCGAUGUGUGUUCCCUGUGUUGAGUUGCAUUUUUUAAGAUUCGUUUGAUACUUAUUCCAAUUACGUAGACUCAGGUUUAGAAAAUCAAACUUCAUUAUGUAAGCGUUAUUCAAGACACUUUUGCAGACUAACUGUUUUCACAUUUGCGUUAUUUGAGUUCCUUUGGUAUUUUGAAAACAAUUUUCAACCGGAUUUUUUUUUCUUAUUUUUGACAUAUUUUCCGUUACAGUCCGUCGACAAUGGAGCGCGCUUUGCAGUUUGAGAAAAUGACUAACGAGUUCUUCUUGGUCGUCAAGGACUACCUCAGGCGGCACUACAAGCCCGACAGCAGCCAGGUUUUUCUGUACUUUGCGAACAGAACUCAUGAAUGACCUCUUUAGGGCUAUCAAAAGUACCAAGCGCGCGAGCUGCAGCUCAUGGAGGACUUUUCGAAGCUCAAGGCGGACGUCCACGACGCCCUCUGCGACUCCGUCGAUACGAGGACCGUCGUCGAGAAAAUCCGCGAGCUCAUCUGGCUCGGAAACGCCUACAUCGCUGAGAAGGUACACUUCGAAGACGAUUGAGGGAUUCGAAAAGUUUAUUCAGGAAAAGGAAGGGACUGUUCCCAACUGCCUGCUCCUCAGGAACUUCGCUUCCUACAUAACGUGGCUGUUGAAAAUGUUUGGCGCGAUCCCGCAGCAUCAGGAAAUCGGCUUCCCAGUUGACAGCGAUGAGUGAGUUUCCAGAAAAUAUAAAAAAUAUACGGACAAUUUGAGAAUUCGAUAAAGUUUUGCUGAUUCCAGAAAAAGAAAAUAAUAAUCUUUCAGUGCUGCGUCCUGCGGAAUCGCCUCAACCUCCAAAGAAACGGUGGUGAUGCCUUAUUUGACGGCGUUGGCCGAGUUCCGUGAGAAAGUCCGCAACAUUGCCAAAGAGCACAAGAUUGUUGGAAUUUUGGAGGUUCCAGAGAUUUUCCGAACGAACCACAAAGUUUGAUAUUCUCAGGAGUGCGACAGGUUGCGCGACGAAGUCUUGCCGGAGUUGGGAGUUCGACUCGAAGACCGAAGCGCCCAAACCUGCGUGAAACUCGUCGACCGCGACACGCUCAGAAGGGAAGCCGAACAGAAGGCCGCCGCCGAGAAGGCCAAGCAGGCGGUUCGUCGUCAUUUUUUUUUUCAUUCGAAAUCAAAAAUUACUUCUUCUUGUGUCAAUCAGCUCGUUUAGCUUCACAUUCAGGAAAAUAUGGCGAUUUUUAUUUAUCAGUAUGCGUAGAACGGGCAGACGUAAGAUAAUUUUCAAAAAGCGAACAUUUUGAGAAUGGAUAUUAGAAAAUGUGCCAUCAACAGCAGAAAUAGUGGUUUUCUUGUAAAAAAUCAUUUCUUUAAACAAAUGAUCAAAAUGUGCUGUUUUCAGGAAAAAGACCGGAAAGCCAAGGAAAAAGCUGACAAGGAAGCGGCGAAAAGAGUUCCUCCAACGGAGAUGUUCAAGAAAGGCGACGAAGCUGCCAAGUACUCGAAAUACGACGAAAAAGGCAUUCCGACUCAUUUGGCCAGCGGCGAUGAGGUUUGUUGCAAAGUUCUAGUGAAAAACUGGGAAACUAGAUAUUUGAGUUUACGAAAAUAUUUAAAAAACAAAUAAAGCUGACAAAGAUAGAACUCUCAGCAAAAAUGAAAUAUUUCAAUUUUUAUACUUUUCAGGUCACGAAAUCCCAACGGAAAAAGCUGGAAAAAAUGUGGGAAGCUCAGAACAAGAGCUAUCAACAACUGACGGCAAACGGCGUCGCCAAGUAG